Molecule: messenger RNA, 2044 nt
Organism: Tetranychus urticae (two-spotted spider mite)
Lineage: Eukaryota; Metazoa; Arthropoda; Arachnida; Trombidiformes; Tetranychidae
Gene: mRpL38
Product: mitochondrial ribosomal protein L38
Source: RefSeq, a predicted model, not a curated record
GCUGUUAUUCACAAGAAAAACAUGACUGAAAAAAUGAGUACAAUGUGAUUGUUAGAAUUCAUUUUGAAUUUUGUUUACUUUUGCAUUGUUUAUUGUUUAUAAUUAAAAAUGUUACCAAGAUUAUUAGAAUCUGGUUCCAAAACUACCAGACUUUUAAAUCUUUUGAAAGAUAAUUGUUUUUUCUCUCUUCAAGCCAGAGGAUUACGUUAUUGGUACAAAAAUCCUGGUUUACCCUUUCCUCCAAAUUACUACAAGUCUCAUCAAGUGUUUUACCCAUCAUUGGAAUCGAUUUUGAGAGAAAAAAAUCAAUAUGAAAAAGGUAUUAACAUGGUAAACGUUGGUUUAGAUAUACCAGCAUUAGCCCCAGUUUCUCGACGGCAAAGGCGUGAGGCUACUGCUGCUGCAGCUCAGAGAUCUAACCCGAUUAUUGAUUCUGAAGCUAAUCUGACUGAAGAUGAACUUUUGAAGAUGCUGGAAACAAAACAAGUCAAAUUGUCAUACUCUUAUGAUGCUCUAAACUACGCUUAUCUUCGCAGCAAAUCAGGUAUAAGUGCUAUAACUGAUUUGGCCCACCAUUAUGCUAUUUAUGAACAUUUAUUCAGUAACAAUUUGGAACGAAUAGCUGAUAAAACUUUACCUCACAAAAAAGUUGAUUACUGGCCCCAAAUGGAAAGAGAUUGGACGGAAGACGAACUUGUUAAAUUCAGUCCUGGUUCCAGAAAAGUGGAUCCUCCUAAUUUAUUGGAUGUUAAAUAUUUUCACCCAGUUGUACCGAUGACCAUUGAAUUCGCUGUUGACACAGAUAGUAAAUCUGAAGAAUUAACAGUUUCGCCAGUCUAUAGAGGAAAUCACAUCAAACCUUUUUAUACAAAAGUUAAACCAGAUGUUGUCAUUGAUACUAGUCUUUUAAAUGGAAAAACAUUAUCAUUUGAGGAUUUCCAAAAAGUCUUACCAAAUGGGAUUAAUCUGCUCGGUGAUAGUAAUAAUUUUUACACUUUAGCAUUAUUAAAUUUAGAUUCUCAAUUUGGUAAAUCCGAUCCUGUUUGCCAUUGGAUGGUUUCUAACAUUCACAACCAAUCUGAUGGAUCAACUGUACAUAAAGAAGUUAUCUCUUUCAUACCUCCUUAUGCAUUCAAUGGUUUUGGUUAUCAUCGUUAUGUUUUUAUGUUAUUACAGUCAAAAGAACCAAAAGAGCUACCCGAGAUUAACGAUGUUGAACUGAAAAAACGGGUUAUCAAUCUUAAUAGUUUACUGGACAAGGGAUUAACUCCUGUUGGUUUGUCGUGGUUCCAAUCUUCAUGGGAUGAAUCUUGUCGGGACAUUUUCUACAAUAUUUUGAACAUGAGAGAACCGACUUAUGAAUAUAUCCAACCUAAAGAAAAACUCGCAGAUCAAGCUAAAUAUCCAUCUUCUGCUGCUUUUAACAUAUAUUUGGAUGCUUAUCGAGAUCCAAAAGAGAUGAAUAAGGAAGCAAUAUUGGAAAGAUUGAAAGAAAUAGAUCCAUUUGAUUAUAAAACUAUUAUUCAUCCUCCCAAAUUGCCCCCUAAUAUACAUCCUCGAGUUCCUGGUUCUAAUGAGCGAUUUGCUGUACCAAGUUGGGCAUGGAACAACAUUUGGAAGAAACGUAACAAACUUGGAAGAUGGAGACAUCUCCGAAACGUAUCUGCUAUUAGACCUCUAAAUAACAAUGAAGAUCUCGAUUAUCCUAUUUGGCCAUUUGCAGCCGCUUUACGAUAUCCUAGCAGAUAUCCAUGGCGUCAUGGUGUCCGCAGACCUCACAGAGAAAGCAAAUGGGUUAUUCCCUUAAAUGAACAACCAAGUUUGCGUAUUCAAGACGAUGACAUCAAAGCACAGAGAAGAGAGGAAGCACAAAGAGAUUUGAAAGAACUAGAAAAAGUAGAGAGUAAAAAGUAAAUAUAUUCAAUAUAUUUGUAGCACUUUGAUGUACUGUAAAAUGAUAGUUGUGACAAAGACAAUCACAACACAAGUACAGUUUAUAUUACUUUAGUAAAACUAAGGUUUAUUGCCACUCCAUUGUUGUUUA